GGUCGUGAAUGUGUGAACUGUGGAGCUACCUCGACCCCCCUCUGGAGAAGAGAUGGCAACGGGCAGUACCUCUGCAACGCUUGCGGGCUCUACCACAAAAUCAACGGCCAGAACCGACCACUCAUCAAACCCAAACGACGACUGUCAUCUGCUAGACGAGCAGGUACCACGUGUGCCAACUGCAGUACGAACAUGACAACAUUAUGGAGAAGGAACCAGAAUGGAGAUGCUGUCUGCAACGCCUGUGGACUCUACUACAAACUGCAUAAUGUGAACCGACCAAUCACGAUGAAGAAGGAAGGCAUACAGACAAGAAACCGGAAGUUGUCAUCGAAAGGCAAGAGACACAGACGAUCGGGUGAC
Messenger RNA from Helobdella robusta, 363 nucleotides. RefSeq lists its product as hypothetical. Gene Ontology annotation, biological process: cell fate commitment; positive regulation of transcription by RNA polymerase II; negative regulation of transcription by RNA polymerase II. The transcript is spliced from 3 exons. Lineage: Eukaryota; Metazoa; Annelida; Clitellata; Rhynchobdellida; Glossiphoniidae. The record is from RefSeq and is a predicted model, not a curated record. Gene Ontology annotation, molecular function: zinc ion binding; DNA-binding transcription factor activity, RNA polymerase II-specific; RNA polymerase II cis-regulatory region sequence-specific DNA binding. The annotation marks the transcript as partial.